UGCGCCUGCGUCCGCCUCCACAGCUCUCCAAAGACGAGACGCGCCACCGCCGCCGUCACUGCGGGCAUGACAUACUGGCAGCAGUAGUGGGCUUCCGUCAGCCCGCUUUUAAGCAGAUUACGAAAGGAGAGGAAGAUAAAGAAGAGUAGAAAGGAGAGAAGUGACUCAAUUCUACCCCUGCCGUGCGUCGAGAAGAGUAGAAGAGUCAAUGGCAGGGGCACAGCCUGGAGUUCAUGCGCUGCAGCUCAAGCCAGUGUCCGUGCCCGAGAGCCUAAGAAAGGGCAACAAAUUUAUGAAAUGGGAUGAUGAUUCUACCACUGUGACUCCGGUGACUCUAACAGUCGACCCCAAAGGUUACUUCCUGUAUUGGACCGACCAAAACAAGGAUACGGACCUCCUGGAUAUAGCGUACAUAAAAGAUGCCAGAAACGGAAAAUGUACCAAAACGCCAAAGGAAGCCAAGCUUCGUGAACUACUGGAUGUCAGCACCCUGGCGGGGAAGAUGGAGAACAGGAUGCUGACAGUGGUGAGUGGCCCUGAUAUGGUCAACAUCACCUACCUGAACUUCAUGGCUUUCCAAGAGGAGACGGCAAAGGAAUGGGCAGAGGAGCUGUUCAACCUGGCAUCUAACCUUUUGGUACAGAACAUGUCAAGAGAGGCCUGCCUGGAGAAAGCAUACACUCGGCUGAAGCUGCAGCUCAACCCUGAGGGGCGAAUCCCCGUCAAGAAUAUCUUCAGGAUGUUCUCGUCAGACAGGAAGCGAGUGGAGACAGCCCUGGAAAACUGUAGCCUCCCUUCUGGCAGAAAUGACUCCAUCCCCCAAGAGGACUUCACUCCAGAGGUGUAUAACAUGUUUCUGAGCAACAUCUGCUCUCGACCUGAGCUGGACCACAUCUUCUCUGAUGUUGGGGCUAAGAGCCGUCCAUACCUCACAGUGGAGCAAAUGACAGAGUUCAUUAACAGUAAACAGCGAGACCCUCGUCUGAAUGAGAUUCUCUACCCUCCUCUCAAACCAGAACAGGUCCAGCUGCUGGUGGACAAAUAUGAACCUAAUGCUUCGCUGGCACAGAAAGGUCAGAUCUCGGUGGAAGGCUUUGCCAGGUAUCUGAAUGGGGAGGAGAACACAAUCAUUCCCCCUGAGAAGUUGGACCAGAGUGAAGACAUGACCCUUCCCCUCUCCCACUAUUUCAUCAACUCCUCACACAACACAUACCUCACAGCUGGCCAGCUUGCAGGGAACUCUUCAGUUGAGAUGUACAAGCAGGUUCUCCUGUCAGGGUGCCGCUGCAUCGAACUGGACUGCUGGAAGGGUCGCACCACAGAAGAAGAGCCCGUCAUCACUCACGGCUUCACCAUGACAACUGAAAUCUCCUUCAAGGAGGUGAUCGAGGCCAUCGCAGAAUGUGCCUUCAAGACCUCUCCCUUCCCUAUCAUCCUGUCUUUUGAGAACCACGUGGACUCACCAAAGCAGCAGGCUAAGAUGGCAGAGUACUGCCGGUCAAUAUUUGGAGACGCAUUACUGACAGAGCCUCUGGAGAAAUAUCCUCUGGAGUCUAGUGUGCCACUGCCCAGCCCAAUGGAGCUGAUGGGGAAAAUCUUAGUGAAGAACAAGAAGAAACACCACAAGACAGACGGAAGCACCAAGAAGAAACUGUCCGAGCAGGUUUCUAACACCUACAGCGAUUCUUCCAGUGUGUGUGAGCCCUCCUCCCCUAGUGCAGGUUCAACCAAAGAGGAGAUGGCAGAUUCCUCACAGCCCUCUGAGGGCGCUGAGCUCAGCCUGAGGCCACAGGGCAGAAAGUCUAUCGGUGAGGUGGAGGCAGAAAGCGAAGAUGAAGACGAUGAUGAUGAUGACUGUAAAAAGGGCUCAAUGGAUGAGGGUACGGCAGGCAGCGAGGCGUUCGCCACAGAGGAAAUGUCCAACCUGGUCAUCUACAUCCAACCAGUCAAGUUUAACAGCUUCGAGGCUUCCAAAAAGAUCAAUCGCAGCUUCCAGAUGUCAUCCUUCGUAGAGACCAAAGCUUUGGAGCAGCUGACCAAAUCUCCUGUAGAGUUUGUGGAAUACAACAAGCUGCAGCUGAGCAGGAUCUACCCUAAAGGCACUCGAGUGGAUUCAUCCAACUACAACCCUCAGCUCUUCUGGAACGCCGGCUGUCAGCUGGUGGCUCUCAAUUUCCAAACCAUUGAUUUGUCCAUGCAGCUGAACCUGGGCAUGUAUGAGUACAAUGGGAAAUGCGGCUACAGACUCAAACCGGAGUUUAUGAGACGGCCAGACAAACACUUUGACCCUUUUACUGAGAGCACAGUGGAUGGGAUAGUUGCCAACACACUGUCUGUGAAGAUCAUCUCAGGCCAGUUCCUGUCAGAUAAGAAAGUAGGCACGUACGUGGAGAUCGACAUGUUUGGCUUACCAGUGGACACCAAGAGGAAAGCUUUCAAGACCAAGACUUCUCAGGGCAACGCCAUCAACCCUGUCUGGGAAGAAGAGGCCAUUGUCUUCAAGAAGGUUGUCCUGCCAACACUUGCUUCAAUAAGGAUAGCUGUGUUUGAAGAAGGAGGGAAGUUCAUCGGCCACCGUAUCAUUCCUGUAUCAGCCAUCCGUCCAGGUUAUCACUACAUCAGCCUACGGAAUGAGAAGAACCAGUCUCUGACGCUGCCUGCUCUGUUUGUGUAUGUAGAAGUAAAGGACUACGUCCCAGACACAUUUGCAGAUGUCAUAGAAGCCUUGUCUAAUCCCAUCCGCUAUGUCAACCUGAUGGAGCAGAGAGCCAAUCAGCUGGCUGCUCUCACUCUGGAGGAGGGAGGCGAGGAAGAGGGCGACAAAGAGGUGGAGGCAGGAAGUGAUGCCCCCUCAGAAUCUAAGGUGGACCAGAGGGUAGCGUUGCCUGCAGAGAACGGACUGACCCACACACCCAUUAUCGCCCCGAAACCCCCUUCGCUGGUCGGCCAGACUCAGUCUGCAGGCUCGCUGAAACCAUCGGUGAAGACUGAAGAUAUCAUUCAGAGCGUUCUCACUGAACUGGAGGCUCAGACACUGGAGGAAUUGAAGCAACAGAAAGGCUUUGUUCGGGAGCAGAGGAAGCAGUACAAGGAGAUGAAGGAGCUGGUUCGAAAACACCACCGCAAGACCAGCGAGCUGAUCAAGGAGCACACAGCUCGUGUAUCCGAGCUACAGAGCCAGCAUCAGCGCCGGCGCUCUGCCCUGCAGAAGAGCCACAAACGAGACGGUAAGAAAAGCCGGUCCGAGCCCUCUCUGUCGAUGCUGGACCAGGAGCUGUGUGAGCUGGAUCAGGAGUGCAACCAGAGGCUUGCAGAGCUGAAGGAGCAGCAGCAGCAGCAGCUCCUCACACUUCGCCAGGAGCAGUACUACAGCGAAAAGUACCAGAAACGAGAACACAUCAAACAGCUGGUUGAGAAGCUGACCACUAUAGCGGAGGAGUGCCAGAGCGCUCAGCUCAAGAAGCUCAGAGACAUCUGUGAAAAAGAAAAGAAAGAUCUCAAGAAGAAAAUGGACAAGAAAAGGCAAGAGAAAAUCAAUGAAGCCAAAUCUAAGGACAAGAAUGUGACAGAGGAAGAGAAGCUGGAGAUCAACAGAUCAUUUGUCAACGAGGUGGUGCAGUACAUCAAACGGUUGGAAGAUGCACAGAGUAAAAGACAGGAGAGACUACUAGAGAAGCACAAGGACAUCCGUCAGCAGAUCUUGGAUGAAAGGCCAAAGCUACAGAGCGAUCUGGACCAGGAGUACCAGGACAAAUUUCGCCGGCUACCCGUGGAGAUCCAAGAAUUUGUCCAGGACAGCAGCAAGGUCAAGCCUAGCGACGAUGGUGUCCAUGGAAACCUUGUUGCUUCCUCAACAACAGAGAAGCUCAACCACAAAGCGUCGCAGUCAGAGGACGACAUGGAAGAGGGCUCGUCGGAACGAGUAUCUAUGAUGAGACUGCCCCAACUUUGGUCCUAAUUUUAACCAAUGGGAGGAUUAGAUCAAAUCUGAGCCUGAAUUGGUGAGUAGAGGUCCUCUCUACGUAGAGUGCAGUCUUGUCCAGAAAACCAUUUCAUGUAAAUAGUACUUUUUGUGUAUUUGUAUGUUACCUGUAUGUUGUCGUCUCUUUCGGUACGGCCACAGGAUGUGUUACAAAGCACUAACUAUUUGCAGGAAAUAAUUUACUUGAACUAUUGCACAGAGAGAGUAGUUUCUUUUUAUUAUUUUUAUUAUCAUGAUAUUGACAGUAGUAGUGGUCAGUGAGGUGUGUGGUGCCAAGGUUUUGAAUUCACUUACAGUGGACAUUGUCUUUUAAAUGGAGUCAACUUGUACUGUAAAGAAACCACUGCAUAUUCAGCCUUUAAAUCUUCCAUCUUUAUAAGAUUUAGAUUCACCCUUCCAUGUUUGCACUGAAAGCUCACUACGUAACUGUAACUCUUAUACUUUAACCCAGAGGCACUGGUGGCUUGCUGGUUCUCGAUUUUGUUCUCACAGAACUAAGCCUAUGUGUUGCUGCUAUUUUGUUUUAAAACCAUAAUUUUUUAACCAUUAUUUGGUUUGUAUAAUAUUUGGCAUGGUAAUAUUAUGCACUGCUCUGUUAUUCUUUUUUUUAUAGCUAGUUUUUACAUUGUUUGUGGGCAGUUCUGCCCGGAGACCCAGAGAGGAAGUGAAGGGAAAUUGUGCUGUACAGUAUCUGCAUGUAUUUGAACAACUGUAAAUGUUACAGUAGCUCUGUAGCAGAGAUGUUAAUUAAAUGUAAAUCUAUUUUCUCUGAACAUUUAAACUAAACCUGCAAAACAGUCGACCCAGUGUGGCUUGAUAUGUCACUUUGGCUGAACGGGACUAAAAUAAGUAACAACACACCUUUCUCUUAGAUCCAACAUUAGCUGGCUCCAGUUAACAAGUGGCUCAUUGUAUUCUUUACCUUUGUCCCCUUGAACUUAAACUGUCAAACCAGGGCAUUCAAACAGAGGAAGAGGAUCCUGCUGUAGUUUUAUAGAAGUGGCCUUCCUCUUAACUGGUUCACUGUGUACCUACAGGGGAAUGUGUGUGUGCAGUGUCACAGUACACAGAGCAGAUUUACGGGACAACAGGAAAUAUGUCACCCACUGGCAUUAUUUUCAGUAUUCACCCACAAUUAUUAGCUGUAGUUUGAAGUGGGGAAAUAGUUCAGUUAUUUCGAAGCAGACCCCAAACGCUCAUUUUAUAUCUGCAGAACACCAGCGUUAACUUGAUCUCAUGAAUAACUGAGCUAAUUCCUCUUUAACAACUGUGCCCAUUCAGUUACCAUAAGGAAGUGUUUUUUUUUUUACUUCCACACUGUCCUGUGCCAUUUAACUCAUGGGUGUGUCAUUUGAUAUCAUAUCAUGUAUCAGCUGAUUUUCCUUUAAAAAAAUGUUGAAAGUGAAGGAUUACCUGACAUGUAAGUACAAACUACUUUUUAAAAAGAUGAUAUUGAUGUGAGAGUCCUGUGCCUUUGAAUAGGUUUGCCUUGUUUGAUGUUGAAUGUGUGAAAUGCAUCAUUGUUUAAAUUGCCAUUAUAUUAUAUUAUAUGAAGCUGUCUGAUAUUGAAUAGACCGUGUGCACUUUUUAGUACAGUACCACUACUGAGUAAUGCUUGUGAUGAGCAGUAUUUGACAUGUGUCUCAUAAAAAAUGCGAGACAUCCUUCUUUUAUGUCUUGAACCACUUUAUUUAACAGUCCCCCUCCUUCUCAUCAAAUUAAGUGUAUGCACUCUGGAAAUGUAAAUGUAUGUAUGACAUAAAGGAUAAAACAUGAAGUUGAUUAAAAAAAAAUAUAUAGUGUAAAGGGAAUUUGCCUGUAAUUAAAAUAAA
This is a messenger RNA of Seriola dumerili (greater amberjack), 5814 nucleotides long. RefSeq names its product phospholipase C beta 1 (gene plcb1l). Gene Ontology annotation, cellular component: nuclear speck; cytoplasm. The transcript has 34 exons. The record is from RefSeq and is a predicted model, not a curated record. Gene Ontology annotation, biological process: lipid catabolic process; phosphatidylinositol-mediated signaling; memory. Gene Ontology annotation, molecular function: phosphatidylinositol-4,5-bisphosphate phospholipase C activity; calmodulin binding; calcium ion binding. The coding region runs from base 209 to 3958 and encodes 1249 amino acids. Lineage: Eukaryota; Metazoa; Chordata; Actinopteri; Carangiformes; Carangidae.